UUGUACAGUACUACCAAUAUAAACGUAAUACUAUUAUAUUUUGUUCAAAGAUAUAUCAUAUUUUACUUUUAUUAAGUACGAUAAUUUAAUGAUUUUUAUAAAUUUUAAGUAAUUACAUAAAGCGUGCUGAGUUCGUUAGAUAAAUUGAAAUAAAUAUGUCAGAAAAGAAACCAAAAAUAAUUGUUUUUGAUUUAGACUAUACAUUAUGGCCUUUUUGGGUUGAUACACAUGUAACACCCCCUUUUGUAAAACGGAAAAAAAAUGAAAUAGUAGAUGCACAUGGUCAGAUUAUACAUUAUUAUAAAGAUGUACCUGAUAUACUAAAGAAAUUGUCAGAGGAAGGAUAUGAGCUUGGCGUAGCAUCACGCACUUCAGAGAUUAAAGGUGCUAAACAAUUAUUGAACUUACUAGAUUGGGAAAAAUAUUUUAAAUAUAAGGAAAUAUAUCCUGGUUCCAAAACAACUCAUUUUUCACAGAUUAAAAAAUUAUCUAAUGAGGAGUAUAAAGAUAUGAUGUUUUUUGAUGAUGAACAACGAAACAUAUCUGAUUUAAAUAAAAUAGGAGUGUUGUCUAUAUUAGUUAAAAAUGGUAUGACGCAUGAAGUUAUAGAUUAUGGAUUAAAAAAGUUUUCCAAAUUAUAAUUAUUAUAUAUUUUGAAACAUAAUAUUGUAAAUAAUACUGUAUAUACAUAUUUUAAGCAGCAAUUUAUAUGUUAUA
Molecule: messenger RNA, 717 nt
Organism: Vespa mandarinia (Asian giant hornet)
Lineage: Eukaryota; Metazoa; Arthropoda; Insecta; Hymenoptera; Vespidae
Product: magnesium-dependent phosphatase 1
Molecular function (GO): acid phosphatase activity
Source: RefSeq, a predicted model, not a curated record